Messenger RNA from Adineta ricciae, 516 nucleotides. The record is from the annotation of a GenBank genome assembly. Lineage: Eukaryota; Metazoa; Rotifera; Eurotatoria; Adinetida; Adinetidae.
AUGAGUCCAACUCAAGAUCAGAUUUGUUUGGCUAAAAUUAUUUGGCAAGCGACAAGAGAAAAAUUGAAAGCUGAAGAAAAUGUAGCCAUUCUUAAGCAACGUAUCUAUACGAAACGAUUACCUGCAUCAUUUGCUCUACUCGAUCAUUCCAUUGAUAAUAUGGAACAGAUAUUAAAGCAACCCAUAUUCAAUGAAGAUAAACGUGCAGAAUUAUCCUAUCUUCGAUCGAAAACAAUUGCUCAAUUCAAAUCCGAUAUGAUACUAUUAGAGAUUACUACUGCUGAAGAGGCAGUUCGAAGUCAUACAAAUAUUAUUGCUGAACAAAAGAAGAAGUUCAUUGAUACUGCUAAUGGACAAGUACCACUGCCAAAAUCGUUGAUUCAAUUAAAUAAUAACAUUACAGCACGACAAACCAAUUUAACACAACGUCAGCAAAUUAUUCUUAAACAGAAAUUAUCGGUUUUCGACCGCGCUCCGAUGGUAAUGAACGUGGCUGGUACCAUCGGAGCAAUGUAA